Prorocentrum cordatum is the source of this 2280-nucleotide messenger RNA. Lineage: Eukaryota; Dinophyceae; Prorocentrales; Prorocentraceae. The record is from the annotation of a GenBank genome assembly.
AUGCUGGACGGGUGCGUGAGGGGCGAGAUGCACCGGAGCAGCUCGACGGAGGUCCAGAUCCGACGACGGCACACCGAGGGGAGAAACCUCAGAGAGAUCAAGAUCGCGCUGCGUGACGCGGGCCAGGGCCACGGGCUGCGGCUGGCGCACGCCUUUGGCGUGUACCCCGCGGCCGUGCGCGACUCGCUGGUCUCCGUGGGUGACGACGCGUUCGCCUACCUGUCUGGCUGGGCGAGGACGACGGAGGCCCAUUGGCUCCUCCCGCGCAUCACAGACGACCGCAUCUUGGCGAACAGGCGCAGGCGCCUCAGCAGUAAUGUCUGCGCCACGGGCGCGCGCUGCCAGCGCCGCAGACAGGACGGCUUGCUUAGCGGGGGGCUGCUGGACGCCAAGGGCUGGCACGCCAGGAAGUGCGGGUGCGGAGACGGCAGGGACUGCCAACGCAACUAUCUGCUUGACUUGAGUCAGUCGUGGAAGCACUCCGCUGGGGACCGCCAGCUCCCGUCAGCCACGCCAGGCAGCACCAAGUCGAAGUUCUCCAGCAUCAACCUCAAUGCCGUGCACAAGCCGGCGGCGGCGCCUGCCGCUCCCGCGGUCAAGCAGCCCGGCCCGAAGGGCCUGGUGGCCUUGUCGAUGCCCGGGAAGGACAAGAAGGGCCCCUCCAAGUUCGAGCCGCCCAAGCCGGUUCAGCUGCGGAGCCUUAAGGCGGAGAACCAGGGGAACGACCCGUCCAUCAGCCUCGUGCCCAUGGGUGGCCCUGGCUGGGGCAAGCGGCAGACCAGCGACGAGCCGGCGGCCUCGGACAAGCCGCGGGCCGAGGCGGUGGAGGCGCCGGUGCAGCCCAAGGCCGCUCGAGCCGAGCCUCCGGCGCAGCCCAGGGCCGCUCGAGCCGAGGCGCCGGCGCAGCCGCGGGCGUCUCGUGCCGAGGCGGACGACAGGCCUCGGAAGCCGCGUGAGCGUACGCCUGAGGCCAGGCGCCCCGCGGAGAGGGAGCCCCGCCCGCGGGAGGCGGCAGACGCCGCGCGGCCUCGCGAGCCCAAGGAGUCUCCCCGCAACGAGGCGCUGCCGGGCAUCGAGCGCCGCAUGGAGGAGCGGCGGCGCGAGGAGGAGGAGGCGCUGGCCGAGCAGCGCGCGAGGGCCGCGGAGAAGCUGCGCCGGCUCGACGAGAGGGCUGCCGAGAGGAGGGCCGAGGAGUCCAAGUCCGAUCGGCCGGAGCCGAGCGCAGCCCGCGCCCGCCGCGGCGAGGGCGGCGAGGGCGGCAGGGCCGAGGCGCGCGCCCCGGAGGCGCGCCGGCCCGCAGAUCCCGCCGAGGCCAGGCUGAAGCCGCUGCCGAAACUCAGGCCCUCCAGGCCGAGCGCGCCGCCCCAGGAGGCCGAGGCGCGGCCGCAGGGCGGUGCACCGCCGGCGCCGGAGAAGAAGUCUACCUGGGGCGGCUGGGGCACGGUGGUGGCCGAGCCCGCCCAGCCGCUGCGCAGCAGGGACUUCCCGACCCUCGGGGAGCAGCCGCCGCCGGACGAGCCCGAGGAUCCCCCGGCCGCGGCGCGGCGCUCCGAGCGCGGCGCCGGGCGGCCGGGGCGCGGUGCCUCGUGGGCCGACCAGGAGGCCGCUGAGGAGUCCGGCCGGCUCGCCUUGGGCCCGUCCGCCGAGGGAGACGAGGAGGGCAAAGGCGGGCGCAAGGGCCGCAAGGGCAAGGACCAGGAGGACAAGGGCAGAGACCGCGGAAGCAAGGACGCGAAGGAUGGCAAGGACAGGGGAGCAAAGGGCAAGGGCAAAGACGACAGGGACAAGGACGAGAAGGGCAAAGACGGCAAGGGAAGGGGCGAGAAGGGCAAGGACGACAAGGGCAAGGGCGAGAGGAAGAAGGACAAGGGCAAGGGCAGCGACGAGAAGGGAGACAAGGGCAAGGGCAAAGACGGCAAGGACAAAGACAAGGACAAAGACAAAGACAAAGACAAGGACAAAGAUAAAGACAAGGACAAGGACAAGGGCAAGGGCAAGGACAAAAACGGAAAGGUGGCCGAGGCGGACGGCAGCAGCGCGAAGAGCAGGAAGAAGGAGCAGAAGGAACAGAGCAGAGAUGCCGCCGCACAGCGUGGCGAGGAGCUCCCGCGCGAGGAGGAAGACCAGCUCACCCGGCAAAAGGCCCUGGCGAGCGAGAAGCCGCGGCAGGUGGAGGCGCGGGCCGCGGAGAGGCGCGCGGGGCGACCGCCGCGGCCGCUGAGCCGCCGCCGUCUGCUGCUGCCGCCGCCGCUGCGACCGCCACUGCCGACGCCACUGCCG